Molecule: messenger RNA, 1943 nt
Organism: Athalia rosae (coleseed sawfly)
Lineage: Eukaryota; Metazoa; Arthropoda; Insecta; Hymenoptera; Athaliidae
Product: putative nuclease HARBI1
Exons: 4
Coding region: 595-1722 (375 amino acids)
Source: RefSeq, a predicted model, not a curated record
AAAGUCAGAACAUAAACACGAGAUUGACAUGAUGGCUGGUUGUUAGAGGAAUGGGGUGUUUACAUUUCGUAGCUCAGUUGGGUUGUUACCAUGGCGUUAAACGAGUGCAACAAAGAUAUUUCUGACUAGAUGGUACUGACUGCUUAAUAUUCGAUAAUUACAUCUACUUCACAGUUACUGGUAGUAUUUAGCAAAGGGAACCGGGUUGGUGGCGAUAGUUUCUUACGGUACGGCGGGAAAUCUAUUUUCGUUUAGGAACUACGCGAUCAGCUCUAGCUGUGAGACCUCGCGGUAAGCGUAACAAAAGAAUGCGGGAAUGUAAACAGAAGGCGGAACGAUCGAGCGAGCUAGAUCAUGGGUGCGUUCCACUAAACGAUCGCAACGCUCACGCCCGCGACCGCGAUCGUUCCUAUUCCACUAGCUUGCAAAUGUUGCAGUCGGGGACUCAGGUGGAACGCAAUGUGGAACGAUCUAUGGUUGCUAUGAAAACGCUGCUUCUUGUAUGCAGCGCUGGCGCCUAUCAAUUUAACUUUGUAUAUUUGAAGUGAGAUUGAUACAAAAUGAAUUGAAUUAAUUUUGAUAUCAAAUAAUCAAAUGAAUUUUAAAAAGGCAGUUUUUUUAGUAAUGAUGCGUCGUCGUAAUAACCGGCGUAACGAUACCUCAUCUAGCUGUGAUGAAGAUUGGAAAGUAGACCUACAAAGAAGAAGAAAACGAAAGUGUUGUCCGCGUAUUAAUAAUUACAUUGAGAUCAUUAGCCGAUAUUCUGACAAUGAAUUCAAAAGUUAUUUCAGAAUGUGUAGAGAUACAUUUGAUUUUCUACAUGAUAUUUUGGCUGAAGAUUUGAUGAGGCGUGCACCUGGGUGCCUAACAAUUCCAUCUCGCCACCAGUUAAUGAUAGCUCUUUGGAAGAUAGCGACAAUGGACUCUUAUGGAUCAGUUUGUAAUAGAUUCAAUGUUGGAAGAGCUACAGCUGUUAGAGCUGUACGAAGAGUCACUCAUGCUUUGUUUGAAAGGGCUCCAAACUUCAUCCAAUGGCCUUUGGGAAAUCGCGCUAUUGAUGUGAUCCGAGGAUUUGAAGUGAGUAGUGGGUUUCCAAAAACUAUCGGAGCUAUCGAUGGUACAUAUAUUAGUAUUGAUGCACCAAAGGUAAUCCCUGCAGAUUAUGUUAAUCGAAAAGGAUACCACUCUGUUCAACUACAGUUGGUGUGUGAUCACAGAUCUUUACUUACACAUUGCUAUGUUGGUCAUCCCGGUUCAGUUCAUGAUCGAAGAGUAUUCAGAUUAUCUGAAGUUAGCAACUAUUUGUAUGAAAAUGAGAACUUUCCAGAGAAUAGUCAUAUUUUAGGUGAUGCAGCGUACGAGCUGCAUCAACACUUACUUACACCUUUCUGUGAUAAUGGUCAUUUAACGGAGAGACAAAAGAGAUAUAACCAUUAUCAUUCAAUGGCUCGAGUAAUGGUGGAAAGAUGCAUCGGUUUGUUGAAAGGACGUAUGAGAAGCCUGCUACAUUGCUUACCAAUGACAAGAAUCGAUUUGAUGGCUGAGUAUAUCGUAGCGUGUUGCGUGAUUCAUAAUAUUUGCAUAUUAAGAGGAGAUGAAAUCGUUGAGGUCGCAAUAGCAGCAGCUCCAGUGGAGAAUAUUGAAAAUAAUAAUAUUCACCACCAAGUAAUACGAAAUGCUGGGGUAUUGAAAAGAAACGUUAUUGUGAAUAAUUUACAGUAGUCAAGCUGUUUCAAUAUAAAAGCAAUUUGUUUAUUUUACUUGCACAGCCAUAGUUCAUAUCGUAGCAGUCUUAGGUAAGUAUUGCGAAUCUUACAGUUAAUUGUAUAAAGUACGUUUCAAGAAGUAGGAACAAGUUUUAUGAAAUAAUAAUAAACUUUUCAAAUGAAGUACAUAAAUAUGAAAAUUGAUUGUAACUUAAAAAUAAAACAUUAGUAAAACAA